Mytilinidion resinicola is the source of this 494-nucleotide messenger RNA. Its product is annotated as deoxyuridine 5'-triphosphate nucleotidohydrolase. The transcript is spliced from 3 exons. The record is from RefSeq and is a predicted model, not a curated record. NCBI's taxonomy places the organism in Eukaryota, Fungi, Ascomycota, Dothideomycetes, Mytilinidiales, Mytilinidiaceae. The coding region runs from base 9 to 494 and encodes 161 amino acids.
GGAAAACGAUGAUUAUCCCCGGACGUGUCGCACUCGCCCGUAAGGUUUUAACGAAUCUGACCUCGGCCGAGCAUCAAGCCCAGCCAUGCGGCAUCGAUCUUACGCUUAAGUGCAUUAUGAACACCACAGCCGGAACGUCACUUUCACUCAAUGGGAGCACCCAGACUCCCGAUGCAACCAUAGAAUUCCCUCAUGAACACGUGAAUAUCACCUGCGGCUCAUACCUUGUCGAGUUCAACGAGCUUGUUGAUAUGCCGCUUGAUCUCAUGAGUCAAGUUCUAGUCCGUAGUUCACUGUUUCGAUCAGGUGUGCUCAUAAAUGCUGGUGUCAUGGAUAGCGGAUACAGAGGCGCCGUUGGUGCGAUGCUGCAGGUGGUUAAUCCUCACGGUUUGCGAUUGCUUCGGGACGCGAAGCUUGCGCAAAUCGUUUUCCAUCAGAUGAGAGAGCCGGUGCAGGGUUAUAAUGGCAUGUACCAAGGCCGUACGUUUGUCUAA